GUCGCGACUUCCCUUGAGGUUCCAGUCCCGCCCACCAACCAAAGCCUAGACCAUGCUUGGCUAGCGCCUCUCUCCGCGCAACCGACUGCUCAAAUGUUCGACUUCUUUCACGCCUGCUUGCCUGCAAACCUCGCCCUCGUCCCCUGCGCUGUUCCGUGGUGUCAACUCGCCCUCCGCCACAUAAGCCCGCGCCCGCCGCAGCUCUGCGCAGCUCUGCACGCGACCACCUGCCCCACAUCCCUCGUCAUCAGCCGUUGUAGCCAUGGACCACAAAGAAGUCGCGCUGCGCGGCAAGGCGAUUAGCAAGGCCAUCGAGGCGAAGGAGCCCAGCUCGUCGAUCCUGAAGCUGUUGAACGAGCUCAAAGACGGCAUCAGGCCGACCGAGGAUCUGCUGCGGCAGACCAAGAUCGGCGUCACCGUCAACAAGCUGCGCCAGCACGCCGACCCGGCUGUCGCAUCGCUCGCCACCCGCAUGGUCACCAAGUGGAGGGAGGACGUCAAGAACAGCAAGGGAGUCGCCUCCCGACCGAAGCCUUCCGGCGCCUCAAAUGGCACUUCGUCUCCCGCGCCCGUGCCCUCGAAGACUGCGUCACCAGCGCCCACCCCCGCGCCCGCAGCUGCGAAGCCGAAGCACGGUGUUGCGCCCGAGAAGCGGAAUGCAAAGACGGACAACAUCAAGUACCAGGUUACCGGCGAUGAGCAGCGCGAUAACUGCGUCCGGCUGAUGUACGACGGGCUGGCCUUCAUGAGUGAUGAAUCUCCCGCCGAUAUCCUCAACACAGCCCGCGCUGUAGAAAACGCCGCAUACGACGGCGCCGGCUCCCGCGUCAACGAUGCCUACAAGGCAAAGAUCAAGUCGCUCUUUUCCAACCUCAAGAACAAGUCCUCGGUCCACCUCCGCAAGCGCGUUCAGUCCGGCGAGAUAACCCCCAAGCGCUUCGCCACCAUGACGCACGAGGAGAUGAAGUCAGACGAGCGCAAGGCCGCCGACAAGAAGCUGGAGAGGGAGAACAUGAACAACGCCAUGGUCGCCCAGGUCGAGAAGUCCAUCUCCAAAGAGUUCCAGUGCGGCAAGUGUAAGCAGCGCAUGGUCAGCUACAGCCAGGCGCAGACCCGAAGUGCAGACGAACCGAUGACGACGUUCUGCGAAUGCAUGAACUGUGGCAAUCGCUGGAAGUUCUCGUAGUUUGGGCCGCUUUGGGAGAGCUUAGAGCUCCUGGUGUGUGUGUACGGUGCGCGGGCUUGAUACACGGACCUCUCUUUCAAUGUGCGUUGGGCGAGGUGAUUCGGGCAGAGGGAGGCGCUCCAUUGGAACUGGCGUUUUCAGGGCAUGUGGGCGGUGUCAUGGGUCAACCGAUCUUCGGAUCUUGUAUUUUCUUCCGAGCGCGAUUUCGGGUUGCGACAGCAGCCAUCUCAGUAGGCUUUAUUGGGGUCAGACCUCGAUUUGAUCCCUCUGUGAUGCUAUGUGUCUUUUGUCUUCCGGUGGGCUUUGGCUUCGCUGGAACCAUGGUCAAACAGUUGUGUAGAGUAGUUUGGACCUGCCCGUGAGGCCUUUCGGCAGAAUUUAUGCACGAACACGUAAUAUCAUAGAUCGAGCCGAAAGGAACAUCCUCUUUUCACAGUGGAUGACAUAAGGCAUGGGAAC
Molecule: messenger RNA, 1645 nt
Organism: Paraphaeosphaeria sporulosa
Lineage: Eukaryota; Fungi; Ascomycota; Dothideomycetes; Pleosporales; Didymosphaeriaceae
Product: transcription elongation factor S-II
Exons: 2
Coding region: 263-1186 (307 amino acids)
Biological process (GO): DNA-templated transcription; transcription antitermination; transcription elongation by RNA polymerase II
Cellular component (GO): nucleus
Molecular function (GO): zinc ion binding; RNA polymerase II transcription regulatory region sequence-specific DNA binding
Source: RefSeq, a predicted model, not a curated record